AUGAGGCUAUUGGCAAAAUCACUCCGGAGGCCCCUGGCGCCCUCAGCGUCUUCAGCGAUAGCCAGGGCGUCGGGGAGGCGCCAUCUGACCAACAAUGGCUUUUUUCGUGUCUCGGACGAAGUGCGCGAAGCUGUGAAUUCCAACAAGCCCGUCGUCGCGCUCGAGACGACCAUCUACACCCAUGGCUUCCCCUAUCCCGACAAUGUAGCCCUUGCCUCCCUUCUCGAAAGCGUCGUCCGAGCGCAAGGCGGCAUCCCAGCCACGAUAGGCAUCUUGGAUGGCGUGGCACGCGUGGGCUUGGAUCCAGAGGAGCUCAUAAGACUGGCUUCUUCGGCUGGGCAGGCAAACACGUUGAAGCUCUCACGCAGAGACCUGGGCUAUGUGUGUGGCACGCGACUAACCAACAAGUCCUUCAAUGGCGGCACCACCAUAUCUGGGACCAUGCUGCUGGCGCACCUCGCGGGUAUCAAGAUUUUCGGUACAGGCGGGCUUGGUGGUGUCCACCGCGGCGCCGAGUCGAGCAUGGACAUCUCGGCCGAUUUGACGGAGCUGGGUAGAACACCAGUCACAGUGGUUUCCAGUGGCUGCAAGAGCUUUCUGGACAUCCCGCGAACAAUAGAGUACCUUGAGACUGAGGGCGUGGGCGUGGGCACAUUUGCCGACGGACGCGCCGGAAAUGUAGACUUUCCCGCCUUUUGGUCCAGAGACAGUGGAGUCAAGAGUCCCGUGACUAUCGCAGAUGAAAUUGAAGCUGCUGCUGUUAUACAUGCACAACACACACUCCAAAUCUCUUCUGGUCUCCUUUUUGCCAACCCUGUCCCGACAGAGUUUGCCAUACCCAAGGAAGAAAUGGACAUUGUCAUCGAGGAGGCUCUGCGACAGGCCAAUGCCGCAAACAUCUCAGGCAAAGACAACACGCCCUUUGUGCUGGCCAAGAUCAAGGAGCUUACCAAGGGCAAGUCGAUCCCUGCCAACAGGGCGCUCAUCGAAUCCAACGUCAAGCGGGCCGCCAUUGUAGCACGAGAACUCGCCGUUCUAGAAGCGAAACAACAAGAAGCCCAAGGACCUACUUCUUACUUUACACCUGUUCAGUCCAGUCCGGCGUCUACCGCAGAAGAGCGGCUACGCAAUGCAUCUCUAUCACCAUCUGAGUCCCCUUCUACCCCUGCUGCCACCAGUAUAUCAUCUCACCCUGAAAUGCAGCAAGAUGCCGAUGUUGUCGUUGCAGGCGCUCUUGCAGUAGACUUUUCGUGUGAUUUUGCUCCCUUGACAACGUCUGCUAGCCAGACGGACCCAUCUCCACAUACAUCUAAUCCUGCCAUCAUCACACAGACACUCGGAGGUGUAGCUCACAACAUUGCAAAAGCCGCUCAUCUGCUCGGUUCAUCUGUCCGCCUGCACAGUGCCGUGGGCGACGACCUGAGUGGCCGAGCAGCCAUCAGCCAACUGCAAGACGAAGGCAUGUCAGUUGCUGGCAUCAAAACACUACCAGCUCCAUCCCGGACCGCACAAUACGUCGCCAUCAACAACACCAACAAAGAUCUCGCCCUCGCCAUGGCCGACAUGUCGAUUCUAGAAACAAUGUCUGACGACACAAUCCGCCAACUUGCCAACCACGUCUUCACGCAAACGUCUUGCCCGCCAAAAGCCUUCGUCGCAGACGCAAACUGGUCCUCGUCUGCACUGCACACUUGGCUCCAAGCCGCGCGCGACACCAAAACCACUACAAUCUUCGAGCCGGUAUCGACAGCCAAAGCCCUGCGCAUCUUCCCGCCGACAGGAGCUCCCUCGGUGUUCCCCACGCCCCUCGCAGACAUCACAACGCCCAACACAUACGAGCUCGCCGCUCUGCACGACCACGCACAGCAAGCUUCAUACUUUGACCACCCCUCCUGGUUCGCCGUCAUCGACGCCCUCGGCAUCCCCAACGCAGGUCUCCGCGUUCCACUCGCCCUCGCCGCAGGCAGCGCCCUUGUCGACCAGGGCAUUCCACAGCAAGCCAUCAAGCUCCUCCCCUUCUUCCCUACCAUCCUGACUAAACUGGGGCCUGACGGCGUGCUCAUGACCAAGCUACUUGGCGCUGAUGCCCCAGAACUGCAUCUAGAUGCCGAGCGCCCGUUUGUCCUAGCACGGAACAUGCGUCCUGCUACUGGUGCUGCGGUAGGCGGCCUAUACGUCCGCUGUUUCCCCGUUGAAAAAGUCCUCGCGCCGCAUGAAGUCCAGAGUGUAAAUGGCAUCGGAGACACGUUUUGCGGCGCCCUCGCCCAUGGAAUCGCCCGCGCACAACGUGUCCAGGAUCUCGUGCCGUUUGCGCAGCGAGCUGCAAGCUUGAGUCUGCAGAGCCGUGAGGCGGUUAGUGCCGAGUUGAGGGGGUUGAGGGGGCUGCUUGGGAGGACUUGA
Messenger RNA from Exserohilum turcica Et28A, 2400 nucleotides. RefSeq lists its product as uncharacterized. The record is from RefSeq and is a predicted model, not a curated record. The transcript is spliced from 4 exons. NCBI's taxonomy places the organism in Eukaryota, Fungi, Ascomycota, Dothideomycetes, Pleosporales, Pleosporaceae. The coding region runs from base 1 to 2400 and encodes 799 amino acids. Gene Ontology annotation, molecular function: pseudouridylate synthase activity.